AUGCAAAAAGAUGCAGACGAUCUUAGCGGAGCGAAGCUGGAAAAUGUGAUUAUGGAUAUUAUUCAUAAUGCGGCGGUUGUGGAGGAGUUGGUGGAGAAGAGGGUUGGUGAUAAGGAGGAUUGGGGAUGGUUCAAGCAGCUAAGAUUCUAUUCAACCCAGGGUGGAAGAGGAGGGGACGUUUAUGUGAAGAUGCUUGCAUGUCGUCAGGAAUACUCCUUUGAAUAUCAA
Molecule: messenger RNA, 228 nt
Organism: Perkinsus marinus ATCC 50983
Lineage: Eukaryota; Perkinsozoa; Perkinsida; Perkinsidae
Exons: 2
Biological process (GO): microtubule-based movement
Cellular component (GO): dynein complex
Molecular function (GO): dynein light intermediate chain binding; dynein intermediate chain binding; minus-end-directed microtubule motor activity
Source: RefSeq, a predicted model, not a curated record